CAACUGCUGAUAGCAAAACAGCCAAAAUGUUCAGCAAAAUCGUAGCUUUCGGUGCCCUCUUGGCCGCAGCCAGCGCUGGCCACCUUGACUACGGCCACGCCGUGUCUUCCCAAAGCAUCGUCCGCCAUGACGAGGGUCAUUACGCCCCGGCUCACUACGCCGCCCCGGCUCACUACGCCCCAGCUCACUACGCCGCCCCCCUAGUCCACGCCGCCCCUGUUGCUCACUACGCUGCCCCUAUUGCCCACUACGCCCCUGCCGCCCAUUACGAUGGCCAUGAUGAAUACGCUCACCCCAAAUACGACUACGCGUACUCCGUGUCGGACCCGCACACCGGCGACCACAAGUCGCAGCACGAGUCCCGCGACGGUGACGCCGUGCACGGCUACUACGAGCUGGUGCAGCCCGACGGCUCCGUGCGCAAGGUCGAGUACACCGCCGAUGACCACAAUGGUUUCAACGCUGUGGUGCACAACUCCGCCCCCGCCAUCCACGCCGCCCCCGCCCACGAUUAUCACCAUUAUUAAAUGGAAUUGAAGAAUGACUGCCUAAUGUUAUUUGUUUGAGCGCUAUUUAUAUUUUUGUAUGUGUUUGAAUAUGUGUAAAUAAAGUGAGAUUCAAUUAUA
This is a messenger RNA of Leguminivora glycinivorella, 626 nucleotides long. Its product is annotated as cuticle protein 8-like. Bases 27 to 527 code for a protein of 166 amino acids. The record is from RefSeq and is a predicted model, not a curated record. The transcript is spliced from 4 exons. Lineage: Eukaryota; Metazoa; Arthropoda; Insecta; Lepidoptera; Tortricidae. Gene Ontology annotation, cellular component: extracellular matrix.